AUGAAAGAUUAAAGCAAAAGAAAAUAAAAUGAAGAUUUAAAUUUAAAUAAAGAUCAGCAAUCAACAACAAUUUAAUUGAAGGAUCAGCUUGGAUAAUUAAAAGGUUAAUUUAAGCAAUAGUAAAUUGAUUAGAGUAGAAGGAGUUGUGAUUUUAACUUGUCUGAGCGUUUGUUUGAGACAUAUACUUAAUAUUUCCAUAAAGUCUUAUACAAGAUUAAUAAGCCGCUGUGGCUAUCACUUAUACUUUUAUUCAUUAAUUUUUUACAAAUGUAAAUAUUAAGCUUCACAAGCGAUCUAAAGAAUAAAAUCAGCAAUUUAUAAUAUGAAUCUUAUGCAAAUGAUCUUUAUAAUAUAUUAGAAUAUAGUCACUUUCUUAAGGUAAUUAAUAUUGUCACAAAGAAUGAUGAUAGAUUAAGCUAGCACAUAAUGAAUAUAAUUUCUUUCUCUUUCAACCUUCAGUUUUUAUUGUUUUUAACUUUGGCUGUUAUCAUGAAUCUCAAAAAAGAUAAUAAAGGAAAUAUUUUAAUAUAAAUUUUUCUGAUUUUUGAAUCUAUAUAUCUAUAAUUAUUUGGCUAUAUAUUCUACGUUCCUUAAAUCUACUCUGCUUCUAUUAUUAUUUUCAAUGACAACUUUUAAGAUAACCCGAUUUAAUUCUCAUUUGCUUCUAUUUCUCUUAUCUUAACCAUAAUAGUAGGUUUUAUAUUUCAUACACAUGACUUUGAUUACAGAUUUAUAUUAUGCAAUCAUUUAUCAAAACGACACAGUAACUGGUCCUUUGUUAGGAUGAUUAGCGAAACUCUUAUUACUGGCCUGUUUUCUUAAGGAUCUAAUGGAUGGCUAAUUAAUUUACUGUUAUUACUUACAGGCAUAUUAAAUAUUUUAGAAUUUAUAAUUUCCUUACCAUUCUAUUCUAAGAGCGUUUAAGUUUUAUUUGUUUCAUUAAGCAUCAAUAGAAUAUUUAUGAGCUUGAUCUUCUUUAUCUAUCUGAUCAAUGUUUAAAUGAAUUCACUUUUAAUAGUUUAAGUUUGCGUUGUCACAAUUUGCUUCGAAUUGGGAAGAAGGAUUCAUUCAGUUAGAUAUAGAUAUAUUUUGUUUAAUCUAAUUUCUCUUAAUUAAACGAACAAAAAGGGAUUUUCACCAAAACUAUUUGAUUAGAUUACUCGCUACAUUUAUUACAAUUAUGACUACUUCUAUGAAGAUUACAUGGUAAAUAAGACAGGAGUUUUUUAUGAGACCGUCUAUCUUAAUCAUAUUUAAUCUUGCUUCAAAUAAAAAUGUUAUUGUCACUCCAUUUAAACUGAUAGUCAAUAUGAUAUUAAUUUCUUAGGUGAUAAAAACAGAAAGUCUUUCAUGGACUUUUUUCUCAUGGAAAUUAUGGAAAAUUAUAUAAAUUAGUUUAAAAAUGUUGAAGAUAAUUACAAAAAAUUCAUUUACACUUACAUUAAUUUUUUAAUCGAUGUGAAAUCAAUUCCUUAAAAAGUAAGUUACGAGCUCCUUAAAAUGAAAAACAAUUCGCUUCAUAAUUAUAAUAACUCGCAAGAUAACAGCAAAUAAACCUUAGGCUCACAAAAAAGUGGAGGUGUUUCUUCGUUUGUUGAAUGCCUCAUUUAUGAAUAAAUGAAAGAAAGGUCUGAAAAAAAAUUUUCUUUGUAUUAUUCAAAGGACGAAUUUUAGAAUUAAAGGCUAAAUUUAGAAUUGGUCAUUGAAUUUGAUGAUCUUCUAAAUAGUUCACAUAUAUUUCUUUAAGAUAUUGUUUAUUUAUAAGGAACAUUUUAUGCAUUUUUGUCUUAAGAUUACCUGAAUAUAGAAUAGAUAGAAAAUAAAGGCAGAUAAUUAAAGCAGAGGAGAGAUUUUUUAAAACAGUACAUUUAGCGCAUGUUUGAUAUAAAUUAUUCUAACUCUACCUUAAUUGAAAUAGCAUUAAUUUAUAGUCAGUCGUUAGAUUUUGAAAAUAAAAGUAUAAGAGAAUACAUCAAGCAAAGCAAAAGAUUGAUAAUUAGGAAUUUAAAGAAAGAAGAUUUGAAUAUCGACCUCUUCAAAAAUGAAUCUUGUACCUUAAAAAUUUCUCUUUUAAGUGAAAUGGCUAUAGUGAAAUAGGUCUCAAGUUAAUUCGAAACAAUUCUAGGAUAUUCUCAGAAAGAGAUUUAAGAAUAGAAAGCUAGCUUAAUAGUUCCAGGUUUUUUCCAAAAGCCUUUCUAAGAUUAUAUUCAUUAAUUUAUAAAUUCAAACGAUUUUAGCUAAAUUCUUUGUUCUAAGAUGCUAGUUUUCCCACUUAAAUUCUAAGGAUUUAUUCUACCUAUGUAUAUGAGAUGUUGCACGUAUUAAUCGUUAAACGACUUUGGAGUAUGCGCUUACCUUGAAAAAGACGAUUAAAAAAAAUAGUAUAUUAUUAUAGAUGAUUCUGGAUUAAUCCUUGAUAUUUCAGAAGAAAUAUUUAAUUGUGCAUUUUCUUUCGGAAAUAAUAAAUUGCAAAACAUCAAAAGAGUUGAUUUACUCAAAAUUUUACCUGUUUUAGGAUGUUUACUGAAAUCUAAAAAUGAUGAAUAAUAAGAAUUUCUAAAUGUGGGAAAUGGAAAGAAAACAACAAAAGAGAUACAAACUUUAAUGAUUAUCAAUCCUCGAAUUCAAAAAUAAUACAUAGAUACAACUAAUAGCUUAGAAGAAUAUUAUAAAAAGACGUUUUCACAGUUUAAAGGAAAAGGAUAUCGUUACAUUUUAAUUUAAUGGAGUUUUUAAGAGCAACUAUUAAAUUAAGGACAAAGUAUUAAGUAUGUUCAAAUAACAAAAUUCAGAAAACUAGACACAUAGAAAUAUGCAAAUCUGAUAACGAUGCAGAUAGAAUGUGCUAAGCAUUUUAUGAAUACUCACUUAGAUUUGAAUUUAGCUAUAGAUGUUGCUUCUUAUAUAAAUCUAUUCCAAGCAGGUGUAUCAACAACAUUGACUAACUAGUCAACUUUUAAUUAAAGAACAGAUACAAGGUUAUACAAUAAAACUUUUUUAAAAUCGAUUAUGCAAUUCGAAAGCUUGAUUACUUCAAGGCAUUUGGGCAAUAACUACUUGUUAAAGCAAGUAUAGCAGUAGCAAAAUAAUUAGGCUAAUUAAAGUACAAAUACAACUGCUGUAAAUAGUACUUAUGCUAACCAAAACCAUUCGUCUUCUCUAAAUUCAGAGUUUUAAAUAAAUAAAUAGUUGGGUAAAUAGUUGUCUUUAAUUUAGACUUAAGCUAAAGAUUAUUUGGCAAAUAGCCAUCAUCAUAUAAAUUCUCUUUAAUAUGCUAAAAGUCUGCAUCCAGAAACCAAGUAAAACUCUUUAAGCAAGCUUGAGAAAGAUAACAUCUAAGAAUCUUCUGAUUUAGAUUAAGAUAUUAAUGUAUUUUCUGAGAGAUAGAUAAUGAACAAAUAAGCCACCAAUAUAAACUUAGAAGAGUCAGAAGUAAUUGAAGAAAGUUAAUAAUAAAGCGAAGAUCUCACUGCUAUUUAUUCAUAUAAAAAAAAGACUUUCUUAGCACCUAAAUAAAAUUUGCUUGCUAAAAACAUAGCUAAUUCUUUAGAAAAUUUGUAAUAUUAAUCUCCAAGAGGUGCUUAUAAUGAAAAGGAUUUGAAUCUAAUUGCUCAAUCUCCUUUGAUGCCUUUAUCUCCUAAAUUUAACGAAAACUCAAAUCUUAUUUAAGAAAAAGAAGAAUUAGUAGAUUAAAGUAAGUUAGAAUAUACUGCCAACAUAGAAGCCAUUGAUUAAAGUCAUUUAAAUCCAUCAUUUAUUAUUUCAAAUAACAACUUAUUAUCAGGUAGGGCAUAACCAAUUAUAGUAUCUUAAAAGCCAAUUAUUAAUUUAUAGAGUAGUUCUAAUAAUCCAUUAUUUUCUUUAGAAGUGUUUGAUGAAAAUCACAUACCUUUAAAUCAUAGUAGGAUUGAAGCUUAUAAUAAUACUUCAUCUUAGCAAAUUUCCUUGAAUAAUUUAGAAAAAAACUCUAAUAGUUAUAAUAAAAGCUAAUUUGCUAAUUAAGACAAUUUUUAUGAAAAAAUAGGUGACAAUAUUGUUGAAAAUAAUAGAUCCUAUUAAAAUUUAAGCAACUAAAGCUCUUUAGCAACCGGUCAUUUUGCCUAUAAUAAUGCUCCCAAUAACUAAUAUAAUAUAAAUAUUCCUAGUACCCAAGUUAAUAAUAGUAAUAAUAAUACUAAUAAUAAUAAUAAUAAUAAUAUUAAUAAUAAUAAUAACAAUUAAAAUUCUAUUUAAUCUAUAUAAGAGAUAUAAGCAGGCUAAUCAACACCUACUUCAUCUUUAAAAUAAAAUUCCUAAGGUAAUAAUGUUGCAAGCAAUUUAAAUAACCCAAGUACUGCUGCUUUUUUGAAUAAAAAGUUUAAUAGCACCUUAGAUGGUAUAGCCUUUAAUGGUGUUGCUUAAUAGGCUGCAGGAAGUGGUUCAAAUAUGAGCUUUUCAUCAACAAACUAAAUUAAUAGUAUAACCAGCUUAGCUUAGCUAAAUAACAUCAGUAAUAAAAUUAUUAAAGAGGAUAGCAAAAGAAGAAAAUCUUUAUUUAGUUCUCGUAGGAUAACUUCGCCAACGAAAAAAUAAACACACGUUUCAUUUAAGAGUAACGAAAAACCUGAUAGACAAGCAAAUGAUAAAAAUUUACUUGAUUUAAAUAAAUAUAACUUUGAUCAAUUCUAAUUUUAUGGGGCAGACAAAUCUUAAGAAAUUUGGGAAGAAGACAGCUCAAGUGGUAGCAUUAAUGAUGAUUCAGAGAAUUUUUAAAACAAGCAAAAAAUUAAUAGCUUAGAUGUUGUUAAUGAAGAAGCAGAGAUAAUGGAUAUUUCUCAUUUCAUAUAAAACACAAAAGAAUCAAAUAACUUUAAAAAAUCUAAAAAGACAAACGUUGCAGGUUAAAAUUAAGAUUCAAUUCAUUCAUCAUAAACUCAAAACUCCUCAAGAAGACUCUACGUAAUCAAAGUUGUUAGAUCGAAGAAACUUUCUAAGCUUUUUAUAACUGCUAAUAUAGCAGGAUAUAUUGGAUUACUUCUUCUAUUAAUAAUGACUUCCGGAUUGUAUGCUGUAUCUUAUUCGUAUUUUUAGGAUCAAUACUAUUCAAUGGUAAAUAUGCCUUUGUUCAACGAUAUGUAUUCUUCAUUCAGUCAUUUAAUGAAAUGCUCAAAUCAAAUCCUCUUGUAUAAAAAUAAUUACUUUUAACUUGAUAAAAAUUACUUAAACUAGCUUUAAAAAAAUUUAACAAACAUUGAAGUGACUUUGAAUUAAAAUUUCAAAGAUAAUCUCUAUCAACUUGUUUUAAAUAAAUAAAAUAUGGAUUACUUAACAUAUGCUUACAAUACAAAAGCUAAAAUAAGUAUAUAUCCUACACCUUAUGUAUACGACAAUGUAGUUACUUUGUCAGUAAGUAUCCUAUAUUCUUUUAUAAUCCUGUGCGGAUACUUAUAUAAAUAUAUCUUUCCUUCUAGUUUGUAUGAUGCUGUUAUUGGAGAAGUAUUCAGUGUAGCAAAUCUUAGGUCAUAUUAAAAGUCUAUGGACACAAUUUAGAGCAUGGCUGUGUAAUUUAGCUAUAAUUCUUUCAAUUAAAUAGAUAAUAAUUACAAUAUUUCAUUGUCUAUCAUAAUAGUUGUUUCUUUUAUAGUUACUAUCAUUGUCUAUUUUAUGAAUAUAAUGUUUAUUACCAAUAGAGAAAAUAUUUUAAAAUUAUUUGCUACUUUCUCUCCAGAGCUGCUUUAAAGGCUUAUAAAUAACUUAGAUGAGCAACUAAAGUAAUUGUUUAGUAUAAGAAAUGUCAUCAAUUCUACAUAAUUAAAUACUUUGUAAAUAAAUGUAGAUAAAAAAGGAAGUACUCAUGGGAUAGUAAGUGGUAAUUUGAGUAAAGGAAUAUCGGCAUCAGUACACAGCCUUAGUAAACUUUAGCUAUAUGGAAGAAAAACUAUUUCAUUAACCAACUCAUUGCCCAAAUUUAGUCUUUCUUCAAUGUUGAUUUGCUUACUAUCACUAGUUAUUGUAGCAACAUAUCCAGUAGUGAACUUGGUCGUCAAAAAUAAUUUGAAAAAAGAGAGCUAAACACAAGUUUAGGAGCUCAACUAUAUAUUAUCUGUACCUGCGCAGCUUGGAUAGCUGCUUUAAGCUCAUUAUGGUACUAUGGGAUGGUAAUAUUAAGGAUUUUAAGGAGUAUAGGAUCCAAACAACAUUUAUUACAAUAUGACCAACUUAUUCACUAUUUAAAAUUAAGUUUUGAUAAAUAAUUUAUACUCAUUGCUUUCUCUUAGUUAAAGUUUUUAAAGAGACUAAUAAAGUAACUACAAUAAAUACUUUUAUCCAUUGUUAGAUAAAAAUGUUUGUGAAGUACUUAAAUAAACAACCAAAUAUAACGACCCUUAUAUGAUGAGCAUCUGCAGCACAGUGUUUUCUGGUAUAUUUGAAUAGGGUUAUAUAAUUGCCUUAAAAAACUUUUUAGGAUUAGUGGAUUAGCUUUCUUAAAUAUACAAUAAUACAAACUCUUAAUAGCUAUAAGCUACUCUCAUUUAAUGGAAUAAUAAUAUAAAUUAAGGUUCUAAUUCCUAUAAUACAAUUCCUGUACCUGGGUUCGUAGCAUUAGAUGAUUCUUUUGAGCUUAUAAUUUACAUUUCUGGUUUUUUGAAGGAAUUUGUAAUAGAAUAAUAUCAAAAUACAUUUUAAAAGACUUAAACCUAUUUCAUUUUACUUUUUGUUUACUCUCUACUUAUUUUCAUUCUUCUUUUCUUGCUAGGGUGGUACUAAUUUUUUAAUUCACAGCUCGAAAAGAUCUACGAAUGCAGAAACCUUUUAACAAUUUUCUAGAUAUAAACCUUAUUAGAAAAUCCAUAUAUCAUGUCCUAUUUUAAAUAAAUUAUCUCAUAUUCUUCAAACAACUCUAACUCUUAAUAAAAUUGA
Tetrahymena thermophila SB210 is the source of this 6900-nucleotide messenger RNA. RefSeq names its product transmembrane protein, putative. The record is from RefSeq and is a predicted model, not a curated record. The transcript has 5 exons. Lineage: Eukaryota; Ciliophora; Oligohymenophorea; Hymenostomatida; Tetrahymenidae.